AGAUGAGGGCUAUGUUAGCGAGAUUUCUUCUAUUUCCAUUCGGUUGGUCAUUCUCAUUAGAGAUGCGUAAUAUUCUGAGAUUACGCUUCGUGUCAGUCACAGCAUCAACGAUUUUCAAUGUCGCUCGCUUAUUUACGAAAUUGGCAAAUAGCCAGAAAAAUAGAUAAAUUAUUAGUUGGAUGUUGGUACAUAAGGCAAUCAGAUGUACACGGUCAAGUCGGAAAUAUACAGCGAGACAAAUUAUCAGCCAGAGCGCGAUGCUGACGGCAACAUUCUGUCCAAAUUUCGAUUCCGAUAUCCCGAUGAGCAGCAACCUAAAGGUAAAGCUAAAGUAGAUAAUGAUGGUGAUCUGGAGGUGCAGCGUCCAAGGCGUGGCAUCAUAGAAAUCGAACAUUCCGAUGCAACAGAACUGAAGCUCGUCGGUCUUCAAGUCUGGCGUGGAGCUUUACUUCUGGCAGAUUUUGUCUUCCAUCAAAGGGAGGAAUGGCGCUCCAAGACGAUACUGGAGCUGGGAGCUGGAGUAGGCUUAACCAGCAUUACAGCUGCUAUGAUUAACAAAGGGAAAGUCUACUGUACCGAUGUGAAUCUCGGCUGCAUCCUUGAGCUGAUGCGCAAGAAUGUCCAGCGCAAUAAGCAGCUGCUGCAAGGUCAAAUCUCUGUACUGGAAUAUGACUUCCUUGCGCCAAGAUCUCAGUUGAGCAAAGAACUCAUCGCAGCCAUUGUUGAUAGCGACAUAAUCUUGGCAGCGGAUGUCGUCUAUGAGGAUACUCUCACCGAUGCCUUCGUCGCUGUGAUGGAACACAUUCUGGAGCUUGGCGAGAAGUCUGGCAGAUCCAAGUGCAUCUAUAUGGCCAUGGAAAAGCGUUAUGUGUUCACACUGGAAGACUGUGAUUCUGUGGCACCCAUGUAUGAGCAUUUCCUAAGGCAGACAGCGAAAAAGCCUUGGCGCAUGGAGGAGUUGUCAUUGGAUUUUCCACAAUACUUUGAAUACGAGCGAUGCCCGCAGUUGAUGCUAAUGCGCAUUAGCCGACGUUGAUUUCCAGACUGCCAGA
Drosophila hydei is the source of this 1052-nucleotide messenger RNA. Its product is annotated as methyltransferase-like protein 22. Bases 203 to 1036 code for a protein of 277 amino acids. Lineage: Eukaryota; Metazoa; Arthropoda; Insecta; Diptera; Drosophilidae. Gene Ontology annotation, biological process: protein methylation. The record is from RefSeq and is a predicted model, not a curated record. Gene Ontology annotation, molecular function: protein methyltransferase activity. The transcript has 2 exons. Gene Ontology annotation, cellular component: nucleus.